UGCUAAUAGUAGUGGAGGGCACUGUAUAUAAGUUUGCUGACUCCAAAGCUGUGCGGCGGCAUGGCUCAGGUAGUAGUAUGUUAAUGAAUGUUAAAUGAAGGGAAACCUGACUCCAGCUCCAGUAUUGCUCACAUGCAGAGUCCAGCAAAUUUAGCCUGCUUAGUAGUAAAAGUGCAGAUUAAAGCAAAAACUAAAGGAAAAACUAGUAAACCACAGCAGUGGCACACGGUCACAAGCCCGCUCAUUGGCUAGAGGGGAGAACUUGACCUGGUGGAGAGAAUGAGAGACAAGUGCUACUUGAAGCCGGCAGAUACCACAAAGUUCCAUAGCAUAUCACUAGAAAAACACAAUGUAUAAAAAUACAGUAUAUUUUCCUCAUCAAAAGAGAUUAGAGGAGAGUAUUGCCAGCUUUGGGGAAGAGGUUAUCUCUAGCACUGACUGCAGCUUCUAAGCAGAUAGCAUACAUGUAGUCUGAUGAGCACAAGGUGAGAAGAAAAAGCAGAUGGCUGUAUGACAGCAGUAUUUAUUGCAAAUACUGAGUCAUCCGCCACUUCAUGACAUUGUUGGAAGGGUCACAACUAGAUAUCCAGGUAAUUCUCACUAGGAUUGGUGAAAUGGAACACGAGGACUGGAGAAAAAGUGUUGGUAUUUAUGUAUGCCCCAAGUUGAAAAAGUGCAUAAUAAUAGCCAAAUUAAUAAAAGAGAAAUGCACAGAACAUCACUCAGCUUGGUUUAUUGGUCAUCUCAAUAGACAAGAACGCCACAAUAGACAGGUGUUUUGGUACUUUAUAGUUUAUUUGUUGAAAGAGCUCAUCAGUAAGCUGGCCAAACCUUUUAUGAUGUCAAAACAAAAAAAAUGAAUACACACAUGAUUUACAUUGUUGGCAUGUGCCUGCAUACAACAGACACCAGAAUCCAGAUUUUCCAGUAGGUUUACCUUACCUGUGUUCAUGCUGCCUUUAUUAACAGUGCCAUGACACAAUAUGGUAAUAACGUGCUAUCAUAUAAUCCAUAAUUAUUGUAAGUGUAUUGAAUUAUAGGUGACUGGAAAAGCAUGAAACACAUUUUGUCAUACAUAAAACACUGUACAGGUGAGGACUUUUUAUUAAUGUUACAAGUGAAUCUCUAUCAGGGACAGAUAAACAAACCAUUAGCUGCCAAUAAGGAGAGCAGAUGUCCCUGAAGCUCAUGUGAUUAGUAAGAAGCAUGAGCCUUCUUGGCUCCUCCCAGAUGAGGUGACAGGAUUAUAGGCAGAAUUUGAGCCUGAUUACGAUUCACAGCACUGUACACAAUGCCACAGGGGAGGAAAACAUAAACAUGCAAAUAAAUAAGGACAUAUUACUGUUUCAAUCAAGAAGAUGGUGCACUCCUCCUCACCUCAAUAUGUUCAGUUUGAUGAGCAACUGCUGCAACUGGGUUUCCAAACUGCAGCAACCCAUGAGGAAAGUUACUGUGCUGGUGGUUGGCCUUGACAAAGUUGGAAAGACACUGUGCGUCAGAGGGAUGUUAAGAGCUCCCCAUGGAGAAGUGAGUCCUACUCAUGGAUGUGUCCGACAUGAGUUAAGGUUGGAAAACUUCCUCGUGAAUUUGCUGGACAUGGGUGGAAGUACUGAGUUUCGCUCAUGCUGGAAAGAAUACUAUGGCGAGGCCCAUGGAGUCAUUUUUGUGGUGGACUCCAGUGAUAGACACAGAAUGAAAGAGGUCAAAGAACUUCUGACAGACAUGCUGAGACAGCCUAGAGUGGCUGGAAAGCCCCUAUUAGUAUUAGCCAAUAAACAAGACAAAAUGAAUGCCUUAUUGGGAAGUGAACUGAUUGAGGUCCUGACCCUGGAGAAGCUAGUCAAUCAGAGCCAGUCUCUGUGCCACAUUGAGCCAUGCUCUGCCUUAAUGGACCUGCGGCGAUGGUCAGACAGGAAGACAUUGCGAGGCCUCAGGUGGUUACUACGGGCUGUGUGCCUGGACUACCCAGAUCUCUGUGCCCGUGUAGUCAGAGAUGGUGGAAGGCCACCAGGACCGGAGGAGAGAGAAAGGAAAGGGAAGGUGGAAAAAAGUCAGAAGAAAAACAAAGUUGAAAGACUUAAAGCCAGUAAACCAGACAUUCACCAAGCACAGUGCCCUCUGGAGGAAGAACAGAAAAGCAGGAGCCAUCUACAACCAAUUAUUCUUAAGGAGAAUUCCUUUCAAAAGAAAAUGAAGAAAAAGAAGCUGAAAGUUAAGAUCAAAGCAAUAAGUGUGAAAAAAGGAAGUAAAAAUGAAGAAGUAGAUAAAGAGCAGGAAGAAGAAGAGGCAGAAGGAAAUAAGGAAGACCAGGAUGGUAACAGUCAAAAGGAGAAGGUCAGUCAUGACCUGUUGCCACAAAAAAGUGGGAGGCUGAAGCCCAGAGCAAAAGUGGAGACUGUGGAUAAUCCAGAGUCCCAGGAAUCCAAACCCUCUAAAGGUAAUGGACAAAACAAGAAAAAGAAAAAGGUGGUGAAAGGAAAGCGAAAGAACAGGAUAAACACAGAAGAAAUUCCUGUAAAUUAUAGACAGCCUGCUGAUCUCUCUGCCACUUUCGAUCUUUACAAGAAAGCCAUUUUGGCUCUAAAAGCCCGACAGGAUCAGAUUUUGGUGCCAGAACAGUGAGAGAACUGGAAAUGCGUUGGCAGAUGACCCAGAUCACACAGACCUGUGCAGAACAUUUAAUGAAGGGACUGGACCACAAAACCAACAUCUUUAGGCAUCUUCACCAAAACAUGGAUUUCCAGAUAGGCAUAUUCAUCUGGCUCAUCUUUUUUAGUAUAUACAAUAUGAAACCCUGUAUAAUCUGCUUUUAACAGACACUCUUCAAAAAAUAAUGAAUAAGUAUUUUUUAUAGAACCAAUAAUAUAAUUUGUUGCUGUUAUUGUGUUGUUAUUUUGCUUUUUUUAUCAGUAAAGUUGAAUUGUAAAUUGUAAUAAUUUUGUGAAUUGUAAUUAAAAUGUAUGCUUUCUUCUGCUGUUAA
This is a messenger RNA of Ictalurus punctatus (channel catfish), 2980 nucleotides long. RefSeq names its product ADP-ribosylation factor-like 13A (gene arl13a). Bases 1318 to 2622 code for a protein of 434 amino acids. Lineage: Eukaryota; Metazoa; Chordata; Actinopteri; Siluriformes; Ictaluridae. Gene Ontology annotation, molecular function: GTPase activity; GTP binding. Gene Ontology annotation, cellular component: ciliary membrane; non-motile cilium. The transcript has 10 exons. The record is from RefSeq and is a predicted model, not a curated record. Gene Ontology annotation, biological process: receptor localization to non-motile cilium; non-motile cilium assembly.